ACUGAUUCGACAACCUCAGUCUGUAGCAAGCUUCAGAGAAAACUACUGUUGACCCACAGAUUUUCUCUCUGAAAUUCUUCCAUUUAAGCCUGUCACAGAAUACUUUAGCAGUGUUGAUAGCAUUUAUCUGAAGGCUGUUAGCCGAGCAUCUGAAUCACGUUCUAUAAUUCGCUGAAAAAAAAAUUAUUUAUAUUUCAAAAAUGGAGAUAGAAGAUGGAUGCUUUGGUGGUUUUCUAAGCUUUGCAGAGCUGGAGAGAUAUUUCAUCCAUGGUAAGUGUAAAUGUUGGCAGCAGAUUAUAUCCUACAAAGUAAGUUGAUAAUUUUCAAUCAGUCCUUCUUGAAAACAAACUCGAAAAUCAAAUUUCUUUGAUUUGGCGUUGAACUGAGCAAAACUUGGUUGCCAGCAUUUUUACCUUGACUGGAGUUGAUUACUGCCGUUUCGUUGUAACAUUUUUACAAUUAUGGGAUUGUGUAUCGUUUUAAUCAGUAAUAAAAAAGCAAAUACAACAUUGGGAAUACAUAUUCCCUCUAACUUUGAAAAUUGGCAACCUUUUGUCGUCUGUGGGUCAGUGACAUCAGGGGUUAUGUUUUUUUUUUAAUUUGGCUCUCUAUGAAAACGUUUCCUUUAAAGGAAAUCUUUCUAUGGCAAGAUGAAAUUUAAGGUAGUUUGAAAAAAGUUUAGUUACAUCAUACAGUGUCUUUUAGUUUGUCAACCCAUAUCAGAUUUUAAGAUUCCUUUACAACAAGUUCUUCAGCGAUAGUUUCAAAAUUUUUUGAUUUCUCAAGCGAUACCACCAUAAUUUUUUUUUAUGAAGACGUGAUUCUCAUGUAACAUUACACAGUAACCGAACAAAUGAUAUAGAAUUCCGCUCUUUCCGCUUGUUUGCACCGCAGCCAUUAAGGAUAUCCCACGAAAUCAGAUAUAAAGCUUUUCUCAGCACGCUACAAACGUUAUUUCAGCAAAAAUCGUAACCCCUUAUUAAGACGUUUGGCUUAAGAUAGACCACAUAAGAGUGAUAGCAAAUGUGAAUGAUACUGUGAACAAAACUGAAAUCUCGAGGACACAGUCAGACAACAAAAAAUUCGUUUGUGAAACAGAUUUUUCUCGUUUUUCCUUGUUUAGAGAUUGGUCCUCAUUCUUCAUGAUUGAUUAGCUUCUUAGUACUUAAAGGAUCAUAGGAUUUUCUUGUUAAACCAUCAACAAAAAUUUUUCCGGGACUCUUCAGGGUUUUGUUUACCCGAGAGUUUCACUUCUUCCGCGUACUAAGGCGAUGAAAGUAGGAUGAUUUCCUGUUCCACUACGUCAUAUCCUAUAGGUGUGCUUUUCCCUUGAUUUUCUGAGAAAAAAAACCAUCAGUCCGUAAUUUUUGUAUUCAAAUCACGUUAAGGUUCCUUUGCUUGAUACGUGUUAAUUAGCUAUUCGAGGUCGUCCAACUAGGGUUAAUAAAAACAUUGUGUCUACCCCGUGACUUAUACUGAUAACAAAGAUAGUUACACCUACUGUUCUGUCUUGUCAGUGGAAAAUCAUAAAGAAAAUGGUUUCAAAUUUAAGAAUGGAAGGUUCAAAAGAAAGCGUUAAGUUUGGGAAUGAAAGAGUAAAGGGCCGUUUUGCGAUGAGAAAGAGAAAGUGAAGCUGUUAAGGGAAGUAAAGGAAAAAAUCGAGCCACCAACAUGGAACCACAAUUUGCCCACAAAAGGGCGAGAAGUGUGGACAAAAAAGCUCUCUAUGAAACACCAAAUACCCUCAACUGAAUUACAAAGAAAUGACCAGUAGUUAUAGAGAGGAUGACUUUGCUGAUGAACGCAGUUGAGAGUAAACGGAUACUUUGGAAAAAUAACGAAAAGGAAAGAGGCUUUGAGCGUUUUAAUAAUCUAUUUCACUAUCGAUUGCGCUUAUAUUUUUCAAAGUAGAGGUUUUCUUUAUAUCAGUAUAAAUUAUCAUUCUUUGCAAUGCUCAAGUUUUAUUUCUGUACAAAUACGUCAUUGCUUUAAUUUUAAAGCUGCUGAAAACUAUGAAACGUAUCUGCUAGAGGACGAAAGGAAAUCCUCUUUCGCUCUAAUUAAAUCGCCAUGCGCAUUAACUGAUAUACCCAAUACUGCUCUAAUACUGAAACAACCAUUGUAUAAAGAAACACUUUUUUUACCCAAUUGCUGAAGGAAGUUUGCCGUUCGUGCUUAACAGGAACUCGGACAAAAGUAAACUAAAUCAGCGAGAUAUUAGCCCCGCAGACCGAGCUACCAAUUUAUUUAAGAUACGAAACAUUUUUUUAGGUCUUCGAGUGGGUUUUCAAAGAUUUGCCAACGGUUUAGUGAACAAGGAAUUUUCUUUAGAACGGAAUUAUGUCUUCGAGUAGAACCAACUAUCAAUAUUACAUUUAAUAUAUAACAAAGUCAGACCUUCUUAAACGUCUUACUCCCAUGCUAACCUAUUGUUAUUCUAAGUCAGUUUUACCACUUCCUGACGACGACUUACAAUACGCACUCCAACGCUUGCAGAUGGAGUCUAAGAUCGUAUCACUCUUCUUUAUACUUUUAUCUCAAGUACUUUAUUGUGUGUGACAGGAAAAUGUUCUUAAGAUAGGCCUGCACGCACUCUUAGGCUGCGCGAAAAACGAGCACCUUAAAUCUGCGGUCACCUUAAAAUGAUUCGUCACUUGAAUUGAAACGAACUGAGGUAGGCUUUUUUUGUAUCAAGCCAAGCUGUUCCUGUAAAAAAUAAUUUAUUUUGCUUGUGCAAAGAGAAAGAUAAAAGAAAAUUGUGGCCGUUGUUCAAAACGAUUACGACUUAUUUUACCCAUGACAUGUUAAUUUGCCACGCUCCACGCUUGAAUAAUUUAACUCAAAAUAAUACAGGUAAUUUAGUGUUAACAACUGGGUUGAAAACGUAAAUUAGCCACCAUUAGCCCUUCGUCAAUCGCUCUAACGAAGGGCUAACGCUCGAAACGUCAGCUUUUUUACCCUUUACGGUGGCUAAUUUACGUUUUCAACCCAGUUGUUAACACUAAAUUACCUGCUAUACUCUCCCACCGACGCAGCACCACAGUUUCUUUGGAAACUUACCCCUUUAUUCAAAAUAAUACAGUCGCGACGGGAAGACAUUCUGUGGGCUGAAGACUCUUUUGGAGAAUUCAGUUCUAAGUCGAUUCUAGAAUACAGUUGCACAAACGAUCAGUGCGAGAGCGGCAGAAACGAAAGAUAGCGCUAGUUACGAAGGUAAUUUUCAGUAUUCUAGGACGCGAAAGCUUAAGUGUUAUUUUCAGUUUGUAUAAUAGCUUGCAUGACUCUUUCGACUUUGCUGAUCCUUGCAGUUAGUAUACGAGGCGCGUGUCACGUAUGAACGUAUAAGUAUACAAGCAUUAAGUUCUCUGAAGCCUAGACAGGUAGAAUGUCGGAGCGCGGAAUCCGAAGGUCUAAGGUCCGAUUAAUUCUUCAUGGUAUACUGAAAUUAUUUCCGCAGCUUACAUUUUUCUUAUCAACUAUCUGAAACAUAUACGCUUUUAUUUGAGCGUUUUUACUGCAAAUCGACGAUCAAGUUGAAAUGUUGGCUACAAUCUUCGACAGAUAAUCACUUUAUGUUUGAGAGAAGGAAUAACUUAACGAAGGAACUGUCUAAGAGCCGUGAAAUGAGUUGGGAUAAUUUGUUAGGAGUGUGAGGCUGGGGUACCUAAUGUUCGCAGUAGAAGUGGCACUCUAGUUAUAAAGAGUUUCUAUCAUCGAAACAUCCUGUUGUUGAUGAUAUUUAACGGCGUUGCAAGUGGCUUACUUCUGAUUUAGCCAGUGCAACAUAGGGUUUAAGUAAUGAGAAUAAUAACCAUUGUUCCUUAUUAUUUUUCAUGGAUGGCUCAACCUAAGAUAUGAAUGGCUUGACCGUUGUAACCAAUUAUUUCCUAGAAACAGAUGUGAUUGAACUACCCGAAAUCUCUUUUAAUUCUUUUACCAAUUAUUAUUCAGCAAAUAGCUUCAAUAUACCGCUCAAGUAUUUUACUCAGAAUACCUUGUUCAUAGCAAUAUUUAAUAACAGUGCUUCCCAUGGAUAUUCCAUUUUUCCUUGGUUUAGAUAUUUCUUCCUGUAGCGUUGAUGUCACUUUGCAUUCAUUGCACUCCCCGGAAACUGUGACAUAACAAUCGUGACAACGCUUCCGGUUGAAUCGACUUCCUGUCUUCUUUGAGCACCAAGUUUAAGCCUUUUUUCUUCAGUUCUGGCUGACGCUCUCUGCAUAAUGGGUGAAUUUUAUUUUACCACUUUUGAAAAACCUUCGGUGCUUUUUGCAGUGAAUCUGGAAUAUUUUUGAGCCCAAUAAUGAAGAUCAGUUUAGAACUAACAGGAAGUGAUCCUGCAGUUUUUCCGGUUAACAAAACAAUCGUCACAAAUGACUUUUUUUAGACUUCCUGUCAUUCGCGUUACUAACGCUAAUAUUCUUUGCUGGUGGUAUUCGUGGAAAGGUGUCUUACUAGGUAGACAACAGAACAAUUCUGCAUCUUUUCAUUGUGAACUUACAGGAGUUGUCUGCAGGUUGAGUAGACAGCUGUUGCUCGUGGCAGGGAAACUUUCUAAGGGGACCGCAUGACAUUUCUCAGUAUUAAGAAAAACACAAGUGAGUCUGGAUGGCACGGUGCGCUCGCUGCCAGGGUCAUUACACUUUAUUGCUUGGUCUAUAGUUAAGCAUAUUUAUUUAGAGUGCAUUUAAUUAACAUUCUCGUGAAGCAAUUGUUCUAAUAACUUUCCUUUAGUCUUAAAUUAACUUAAUUUUUGUUCAAGGCUUUCUUCGUUCAAGGAUGAAAGAGUGAAUAACUCCAGCUGAAAAUGCUUUUAACCCGAAAUUCGUUUUGAACAACAACAAACAUACCUCGUCGUGGCGUGUACUUCUCAGUCUUCAAUUUUUACAAUGUCUCAACUAUUCCUCCUUAGUCAUCCGUACAUCAAUUACAUGAUUUGAUUCGUUUAUUAUUCACGAACAUUUGUACUCAGGGUAAGAAUUCCUUCAUGACCUGAGCUAAAUAAAGGAAUUUUCUUUGUUGCGUUCUUAGCUGAUGUAUUAUUUGUUUCAUUCGUAGACUACGAUCUGGAUGCAUUCAGGGACAUCAAACCAUUCCAAAUACCCAAGUCCAAAGAUUGUGAAAGGUACAGUGACCUACCGACUAACGGCUUCCUAAACUGGGCAGCAUGCCCACAGCCACCUCGUUAUGCCGAGAUGCCCCCUCCUCUCCAGCGCAUACAGACAAACAAUGCGGAAGAGGUUGUCUUUUUCAACGUGCAGAAGUGUUACGAAAAGGUCCAGUGCCGAAAGAACAAGAAAUCGAAACAGCGUGUCCAAGGGGCCACGAUCAAUUUACGAGUCACGACCGAUACACCCAUCUCUAAAGUAGAAGUGUACGUAGAGAGGCUACCAAAGGCUGCUGUUCUCUGCGGAGACAGCAAUGGUAGAGUCCCACUCAAACUUAAGAUGGAGAAUCUCAUGUAUUCUGAUGUAAGUAUUUAUUCUGUUGUAUUAUUGAAUAAAAAAGUGCGUUAUGUCAUUGCCCGGUUGUACUGGACGUGUAGACAAUGCCAUUUGAACAUGAUUUUUAAUUUUUUUUCUUCUUUAGAUAACAUACUAUAUCAAGGAAGUUAGGUUUAGGGUGAAAAAAGCUUGAAUAUUGUACAUUGACCUUGUCGAUAGAACCUGGGAAACAUAUAAAGCCAGUGGCGAGCUAGCAAAUAAUACACUAGUAACUCAUGGAACAUUACUAGUACUUGUUGUUACUCACCGUUUUGUUCUAUUGUGUCAUUCUGCUAUAAUAAAUUACAUUUUAGACAGGGAGCAUAUAGCCUUUAAUGACUAGAAGUCUUUCUCGGAAUUUUUCGCCAUCAAGCUUGCGGUGUCCUUAGGUGAAGUCUGGAGGAACUGUGAGCAUCAAAAUACUGCUUUCAUGCCCAGCUCUUCUAGACUUUACCUAGAGUCUUUUGCUUCUCUUUCUUCUUGGACAAUUUUAAUGGAACACUUGCCCCAAGUUUGGUAUAAAUCUAGUAUAGUUAGCUAUGGUUGUUAAGUUUGGAUAUUAGGUUUGUGUGGUUAGGUUAUGUGUAUUUACUGAUCCUUCUUUUUCUUUUUAUUUCUUGAAGAACUACCAGAGACAGGAUCAAUACUUCUCUGUUGACUUGGACUCUGUGUAUCAUAAUCCAAUCACCGGCUCUCCAGUAUACAAGCUGUCCACAGUGGACUCGGAAAGACGCAACCGCUUUUGGCUGUUAGCUUACAUUGUCUACGCCAAUGGACGUAAGAGUCAACCAUUUUACAGCGAACCUUUUUUGCUUAAAAGUAAGAGAAGCUGUAAGGCCUCUCCUUAUUAA
Messenger RNA from Pocillopora meandrina, 6331 nucleotides. The record is from the annotation of a GenBank genome assembly. NCBI's taxonomy places the organism in Eukaryota, Metazoa, Cnidaria, Anthozoa, Scleractinia, Pocilloporidae.